AUGAUAAGACAACCAUGCACUUUUAAGUUAUUAGUUGAAGAGCAGGGUACAUUUGUGAAAAUACCAGAAGCUGUAAUAGGAAAGGUUGUUGUACGAUUUACCCUAGAAGCUGGUGGGUUAGUAUAUUUUUACAUAAUUUUUUGAUUUAUUAUUAUUAGAUCAAAUUAACAGGUAUGCAUGUGUAUGCAAUUAAAAUAAAAAUAUUUUAAUUAUUCAUAGUUAGUAAAUUUUAUCAAUAUAUAAUCUAUAUUUCAGAUAUUUACAUAUUGGUCAUGCCAAGACAGCUCUAUUAAACGCAUAUUAUCAAGAGUCUUUUAUGGGUAAAUUCAUAAUGCGUUUUGAUGAUAGCAAUCCUGAAAAAGCUAUCGGUUAUGAAAAGGUAAAAUAAUUUAUCACUCGUUUACACUUAAAUAUUGGAUAUUGAAAAUUAUAGUUCUUUUGUAAAAGUGUUAUAAAAUACAAUUUUAAAUCAUAAUACCUAUAUGGUAUUUAUAAAUGUUUUGUUUUGAAUUUGUUGUUCUAGAUCAUACUAGAAGAUAUUAAUAUGUUAACAAUUAAACCUAACAAGGUUACAUAUACUUCAAAUUAUUUUCGCAAAAUAAUAGUUAUGUGUGAAAGUUUAAUAAAAAGUGGACAUGCCUUUGUAGAUUAUGCAGAUAAGGAAAACAUACGUUUGGAGCGUGAACAAAAAAUUGAAUCUAUUAAUCGCAAUAAUUGUAAGAGUUCUAAAUUUCUAAAUUUAUUGUUUAUAGACAAGAAAACCAUUUUACUUUAUUAGUUACAAAUAAAACAUUAAGAACCAACUGAAACAGUUUGAAUUUAUAAAAACUUUUAUUUCUUUGUGUUUUAGCGAUUAAAAAAAAUGUUGAGCUAUGGGAUCAAAUGAAAUUAGGUUCAGAGAUUGGUCAAAUGUAUUGUGUUCGAGCAAAAAUUGAUAUGUCGUCUGUAAACUUUUGUAUGCGUGAUCCUAUUAUUUACCGCUGUAAUUCUAAACUACAUUUUAGAACAGCUGAUAAUUACAAGUAAGUAAAUAAAUUAUUAAUAGGUACAUAGGCUUUUAAUUAUUAAUAAUUGAAAAAAUAAAUAAAUAUUUUACCUCAUUAAUAUCCACUCAGAGUGACCAAACACAAUUCAUUCAAAUUUUUUUUUUUUUUGAUCGUAUAUCUUUAUAUUUUAUUCGUACAGGUAUUUUAAGAACAGCGUUUUUAGGUGAAUAACGCAAUUUAUAAGCUUUUUAUUUUUUUUACAGUUUGUUUAUCUUGAUAAAAAAUGAAAAGAAGGUAAAUUAUCAGAACGUAAUAUAUAGAGAAAAAGAUCAUACUGUUAAUAAGAAUAAAUCAAUACUGACAGUUAUUAUUAGUGAAACACAAAAGAUUGCAUACAGAAUAAAUUUUUCAACAGCAAUUUCCGGUUGAUUUAUUAAUAUUUAGUAAACUUUUAUGAUUUACAACUAAUAACUUUGUCAAUAUUGAUUUUCUUCUUAUCAACUAUAGAACAUAAUUUAUUCCUUAUUACAUUCUGAUGAUUUCUUUUUUGAUUAAUGAUAAUUUUAACUAUACAAUUUAUAAAAAAUUGUGUAAUUCACUUAAAAUUACAGCUUGAAAAUUUGAAAUUUUUUUUUGUAAAAUAAAAUAAAUAGGUAUUAUUACUCCUUUAUAAAUAAAAAUAAUAAAUAGUUAUACACUUGAAAAAAAAAAUAAAUUGUCUAGUCCAGCCUAAUAUACAUGUGUUAACAGGUUAGAUAUAUUGUAUUGAAUUUAAACUCAACUUACAAACUAAAAUAGAAAAUUUGACAUUAUUUCUUACAAUCAAUUGCUUAAUGGCAUUUCUAAUUUCUUAAAAUAAUUUUUUUUUUCUCAACUCUCACUGAAAACUAUUGAUUUUUGAUUCCUUAAAUCAACAUUAUUCUAAAUCAGUGGUUCUUAAACUUAUUGUUGUCACGGGUCAGCAGAGGACUUAUUAAGUAGGACUAUGGAUCAUUUAGGGUUUUAGCUCAAAAAAUCAAAAACUUUUUCCUUUUUUCUUAGUUCUGAUCGCAGAACAACUGCAUGCAUUAGUAAAUGAGAAUGCUCAGAUCCCAUUUUGUGACGUAAAAUUGAAAAUAAUCUAGAAUUUAAGGGAUAACUUUUAAUAAAAUAAACAAUUUUUACAGUUUCAAUCGAUACUUCAUUCAAAUCUAGUAAAAUUUUUUCUCAAUUAAAUGUUGUCUAUGUUUAAUACAAUGUAUAUGAAUAAAAUCUUUAUUUGUUACAUGUUUAAUUUUUGAAACUACUAUUAUUUCCAGUCAUAUUUGCUGCACCAUCAGUGCAAAGGAUACACAAUUUUCCCAAUUUAGGUGAACAUUUUGUAUGUACGCAUUUUAUUGUUUAAAUACUUCAUUCUCUAUCACAGGUAAUUCACCACAACAUAAUAAAUCUUCACACAAUUCUGAUGUAUGAUAAUCAAUAAAAUGGAUGUAAAAUAAUGGAAUAGCUUUUUGGGAUAUAUCAGUUAUUUCAUUAAAGAAAUGAUUUUGGUAAUUUAAUUUAAUUUAUAACUUAUUCUUCAAUGUCCUCAGAAAGAUCAUUUAUUCUUCUAGAAAUUGCGUCAUUAGAUUACCUAUAGUUAAAUCAAUAAUUUUUUUAGCAGCAGAAGGCCCUAAAAGCUCAUUGGUAACAUUAAGUAAAUAAGGUUUUAUUAAACUUUCUCCGAUAUAUAUCGUUUUUGGAUUAAGCUACACGAAAUGCUACCAUAAAAAAAUGCUUUAAGUAAUGAGUAAUCUACCUAAGAAGUGUUAAACAUGAAUUUGUUUUAGACAGUCUAUUCUUUGAUUUUUCUAAUAAACAAAAUGUAUAAGUUUGUUAAUAAAUUCCUUAUGCUUUGUUUCUAAGUGAUAAAUAAGCCUAACAGAUUAUGACACUUCGUUAAACAAAAUAACAUAACCUACACAUUGUGGUUUGGUAACGUCAUUAGAGCCAGAAGAAAAACAAUAUAUAAAUAAAUAUUUAAUAUAAUCAUCAUUAUAAUUGCAAAUAAAUAUAUAUUUUUUUUUUUGAUGCAGUGACACAAUGUUAUUAUCCGAAACUGACUUAAAGCUUAUUUCUAAAUGUUGAUUUGUAUCUAUGGAAACUUCAUUAUUUUUUCUUUUAUACAAAUUAUAGAAAUUAAUUUGUGCAUUUAUUUAUUUUAAGAAAAAAAUAUUUCUUUCAGGGUAUAUCCAACAUAUAAUUUUUCUUGUGCAGUUGUGGAUAGUCUUGAAAGAAUUACACAUUGUUUACGUACAACAGAUUACGCAGACCAUAAUGAGCCAUAUUAUUGGUUUUACGAUAAAUUAAAACUUGGAAAAUGGUAUAAUGAAACAAGGCCUUACAUAUUAUCAUAUUCAAGACUAAAUAUGACUAAUACUGUUCUUUCAAAAGAAAAGCUCACUUGGUUUGUUGAACAAGGGCUCGUUGAUGGAUGGUAAGAAAAAUGUAUUAUAAUUAAAAAUUUAUAUAUAACUAUUAAAUAUACAUAUUAUUUAUUACAGUUUAAAAUUAAUAAAUUUAAAUAAAUAGUUUAAUAAAACUUUCAUAAGUAACUAAAAAUUACUACGCUUUUUAUUGUACAUUAAUUAUUGUAAUAACUUGUGGUAGGUAUUAAUUUCUAAAUACUAAAUACGGGUUGAACAUGACUUAACAUAGUCACAAAAUUAUAUUAAUAACAUACUAGAAAUUCGUUGGUAUAAACCGGUGUACCGGUUUACUAACACUUGAAUACCGAUUAUUUUACCCCAGUAUAGAUAUUCGACGAUGGAAAUUGGUUUAUACCCACCAUUAUCCAAAAUUAACAAUGAUAAUACUAUCAAUUAAAUAUUAAUCAAUUAUUUAAAUUAUUAGUUUAUCAUAUUUCCUAUUUCCCGCUAAUAAGUACUUAAUAAAAGUUUAUAUGAAUAGGAAUUAAUUGUUAUCAAUUAAAUUAUUAUUGUUAUCCUUUUUUUUUUAAAUUUAUUAUUUCGAGGGAAUAAAACCGGUUUUAAUAGUUUGCACCAUAUGCAUAUGGUGCAGAUAAAUUGAACGAGUGUCGUUAAUUUCUCCAAAAAAUUUCUCAAAUUCACACCGGUUUGAUUUUCAAGGAUAAAUUUACUCUUGUUUGUACCAAAGAAUUUCUGUAUCUAAUAAUUUUGAUUGGAAAGGCACAAAAGUUUUAUAUUUAGUUUAUUAAUAGUUUUUCUCAUUAUUUUCUUAAGUUUACUCACAUUCACCAAAAUGUAUAAUAUAAUAAAUGAUUAUUUUAACAUAAAAUACAAUUAUCAUUAUGGUAACGGUCUAGAGAUUUUAGGUUAAAGUGUUGAUCAAUCUGAAAUGAUAAACAUUUUUUUGGUUAUCAGUUUUAAGAGAACUGCCAUUUGUGCUCAAGUACUUAGGAUUUCCAUUUUGUAAUAAUUUAUCAUUAUGACAGUUUAAGUAUCUAAUAUAUAUUUUUUUUUAAGGAACGAUCCUCGUAUGCCUACUGUUCGUGGUUUGUUUAGAAGAGGAUUGAAAAGGAAAGCUUUUCAUAAAUUUGUAGUUUUACAAGGAUCUUCUCAAAAAGUUAGACCACUUCUACAAUGGGAUACCAUUUGGUCGAUAAAUCAAAUGAUAAUAGACAAUAAAACAUCCAAGCAUACUGCAUUAUUGAGAGCCAAUUCAACUAAUAAAAACUUAAUAUUUUCAAAUAAUCCAGUUGAAGUUUUAUUGAAUAAUGUCGAAAAACCGUAUAGACUAACCAAUGCACUACAGCAUCCGAAAAAUGUUAACUUACUGUUUUUAUGGGGCUCACCCAAAAUUAUUAUUGAUUAUCGUGAUGCGGAGUUACUAGAAGUUGGUGGACGAGUUACAUUAAUUAAUUGGGGAACCAUUUUAAUUGACCUGAUUGAAAUGUAAUUAUUUUUUUAUUCAAAUUAUUAUUUUAAUGAUAAAGGCAUUGAUAUACAUGUCGUAGGCAUAUAGUUAAAUUAGGCAUUUUACUGAUUGCCUGGGCAAAUAGUCAACAAAUUUAAUUGUUAUGAGAUUUUACUAUUCAUCCAGACAUUUAGUUAAAUACUAAGUAAUUUUAUUAAAUGUCUAGAUGUUUAACUAAAAGUCUAUUUUAAGUUAAGCAAAUAAUAAAAAUAAAACAUUUUUAUAUUAUUUUAAAAACUAAACUAAAUUUUCACAUUAAUAUUAUUUAAUCCAAGAAUAUAAAAAUAAUAGUUCCACAGUUUUUUUUAGUUUUGAAAUGUAUUAUUUUAUUAUAUCUUAUCUAUAUUGAACACCAGACAAAUUAUAAUUUUCUCAUUAACGCCAAAAUAUGACUUCACUGAUAAAAUACAGAACAUAAUUGAAUUACAUGUGUACUAUGUAUGCAAUUGUAAUAAUGUGACCGGCCUAUUUUCUUGUAUAUUUUAAAUUUUAAUACAUUUUUGAAAAAAUAUUCCAAUAUGAAUAAUAUCUGCUACCAAGUUCACUAAAUCAUAACAGUUGGUGUAAUCAAAAAUCGGUGUUUCGGAGAAGAAAUUAAAUCUAGUUUCAAAUAAUGGUUUAGAAGAUAAUAGAAUACCCAAAGAUAAAUUUGUAUCCAUACGUGAAGCUGUAGCAAACUAAGAAAAUAUAGUUUAGUUUUUAAAAUGAGAUGAUAAAUAUCAUUUCUAUUACUUGCCCGACUUGAAAUAGGCAUUUAGACGUUUAACUUAAUGUCUAGGCAGAUAAUAAAAUUAUAUAAAAAUUAUAACUAUUUGCCUAGACAAUUGGUAAAAUGCCUGAUUUGGCUAUACACCUAUGACAUACAUAUACUGUACACCCUUGUAAAAGAACCUCUUACAGUAAAUAAUUGAGUAUUUAUAUGUUUAUAGGAAUCCUGAUAGUGAUAAAAUAGAGAAAGUACAUGCAAAAUUUGAUUUUGAAAAUAUAGAUUUAAAACCCACAUUUAAAAUAACUUGGUUGCCAAUUAUUAGUACAGUAGAUUCAGAUCAAAUUUUACCUAGUCUGAUACCAGUAGUUUGUGUGUAUUUUGAUCAUCUGAUCAAUAAACCAAAUUUAACAAAGGAUGAUGAUUUCAAACAAUUUAUAACAGAAACCAGUCGUCGUGAAUUUCAAAUGUGGGGUAGUUAUGAACUAAAAUUUAUUGGAAAAGGGCGAAUUAUUCAAUUACAACGUAAAGGCUAUUUCAUAUGUGAUUCAUCAUACCAACCAUACAGGCAAGUUCUAAUAAAUAUGAAAAUUUUCAAGAUACAUUAACAGAAUAAAAUAUUCAUUGUAGCACGCUUACUGGGAAAGAAGUUCCUUUAGUAUUGUUUCAUAUACCCGAUGAAUCUGAAACAUCAGGAAUACCAAUAACCAGUGCUGAUAUGACAUUCACAUCGAAUGCAACUGAGGUAAUUUAUAUCAAUUUAAUAAUCAUUAAUUGAUAAUUUAUGUAUAAUCACUCUUGAAAAUAUUUUUUUCAUUUUUAUUCACAAAACAAGUUAUUUCAUAUGUAAAGGUGGGUUUUCGAAAUUUGUUUAGUUUUUUAAAUUAUUAGUUUAAAUUUACAAACAAUUUUUUUUUUUUUAUUUUAUUAGAAUUAUUGUUUUAGCACACAUUUUAUCUAAGCCUAUACUUUUAGUCGGUGUUGCUAUAAAUAUAAGCUAAUUAAAAUUUAAAUUAUAUAGGUUUAAUAUAGAUAUAAUAUAGGUUAAUUUUAGUUAUGAUUUGAUUUUUUAAGAACAGAGUUUCAUCAAUUAUUAUCUUUCCAUUUCAUAUUUCUGGGUUCUUCUACAGUGCAUGAUUAUAUGUUCUAAUUUUGUAUUACAAUAAUUUAUUAAAAUGUUCAUUUGAUACAUAGAUCUUUACUAAUAGAUGGAAUAGGUAUAUAAGACCACCAGUGGUGUUGGGUAAGUAAUGUGAUCAAGGCAAUUUGUGUUUUAGUGACACCAUGUCAAAAUGUAUAGGCAGUGUUGAAUCCAGACAAUUUUUCUGGGGAAAGGGGGCAUUACUUAAAUUAUAGUUAUAACCUUUUUUUUGCUAUCUACCUUCUUAAUUUAUCCAAAUUUAACAGAGGGGCAAAUGAAAUUCCUGGGGGCUCUCGCCCCCUCUGUCAUAUACCUGGAUUCAACAACUAAACUAGAAUUUGUAAAAAUUAAUACCUAUCUUAUUAUAAAUACAAAUAAGCAAAUAAAAAUUGUAUACACAUAUAAGCUUAAUAAAACUAUACAUAAAUAAAUCAAUAACCAUUUUUUUUCUAUUAUUAAAAAUGUAUUACAAUUUUUUUGAUGAGCCUAUUUAGUUCAAAGUUCAGAAAUUAAUGUUUGACUUCAAUUGAUCCUUAAUUAUAAGUAAUUAGUACAUUACUUAUUUCUAAAAUACAAAUUUGAUAACAGUUAUGAAAAAUUGUAAAAAUAAAUGAGAUUCUAAAUUUCUAUAUUAAAUAUAAGAACACAGACACAUGUGUAUUUUUAAGAUUAAACAUUUAGUACAGCGGUUUCUAACCUUUUUAGUUUCGCGGACCACUAAUUUUGUAAAAAAAUAUUUGAGGCCCACCCAUAGCAUACCUAUAUACGUUUUCAUAAAAUUAUAAUAUAUAAUAUAUAUUAUAUACAUGUAUAUAUAGUUAUUAGGAAUAAAAAAUUUUAAAAAUUAAAAAAAAACAAUUGUUAUUAAAAANAGUCUUAAAUCACUCUCAACAUUCAGUUUAUUCCUAUAUUUAUUUUUUAAAUAAAUUAAAGUAGAAAAAGCACGUUCACAUAAAUAAGUUGUCGAAAAGCCCAUCAAGUUUCUCAGUGCAAUUUUAGCGAUUGCUGGAUAGUCUUUCCGAACAUUUAACCACAAUGGCACUAAUUGUACACUAUAGUUAAAAUUGAUUAAAUAUUAUUAUGAUUAGAAAUAUAACAAAAAAUAUAUAAUAACAUUAUUUUAAAUAUAUAUAAUAUUUAAUAUUAUACCUAUGGCUCGCGGCCCAGUACCAUGCUGCUCGCGCCCCACAAGUGGGCCGCGGCCCAUGGGUUGGGAACCGCUGAUUUAGUAGAUAGCUUUGAAAAAUAAUUCCUUUGAUUAAUGAAUAAGAAAAUAGUACCUAUUCAAAACCAUGGAGGUAUUUAUGAAUUCAAAUGUUAUUAUGUGAUAAACAAACAUAAUAAUAAUAAUGGGUAAUUUUAUGUAAUUUUCUACUAUGCCAUGAAAGGUCUUAAUGAUAUUUUUUUAUAAAUUUAGGUUGAUGAAGUGGAUGAAAUCAAAAUGGAUUUCGAAAAUGUUAUAAAUGACACACAAUUCCAACUAAGUGAUAUGUCUAUAUCACGAUCAUCAAGUAUAGAAUCAUUUAUAAUGGUACAUUCCUGUGAUUGUCAAGAUUAA
This is a messenger RNA of Cinara cedri, 8306 nucleotides long. NCBI's taxonomy places the organism in Eukaryota, Metazoa, Arthropoda, Insecta, Hemiptera, Aphididae. The record is from the annotation of a GenBank genome assembly.